Molecule: messenger RNA, 1962 nt
Organism: Menidia menidia (Atlantic silverside)
Lineage: Eukaryota; Metazoa; Chordata; Actinopteri; Atheriniformes; Atherinopsidae
Source: the annotation of a GenBank genome assembly
AUGUUCCUGUACGUUCUGGGGCUGGUGGCUGUGUGGUUUGUGUACCGCUGGUACAAAGAAACCAAAAGAGUUCCCAACGUGGGGGACAAGUACGUGUACAUCACCGGCUGCGACUCGGGGUUCGGCAACAAUCUGGCCAAACAUCUGGACAAGCUGGGCUUUUGUGUGGUCGCCGGCUGUUACACCGAGAAGGGUGAAGACGAGCUGAGGAAGGCCUCCUCAGACAAGCUCACCACUGUUCCGCUGGACGUCACCGACUCGGAGAGUGUCAGCAAGGCGGCAGCCUCCAUUAAGGGACUAGUUGGACAGAACGGCCUGUGGGCUGUGGUGAACAACGCCGGGGUGGCCACGCCGUCCGGCCCCACUGACUGGCUGACCAUCGAAGACUACAAGUCCAUGCUGGCAGUCAAUCUGAACGGAGUGAUCGCCUCCACACUGAGCGUGCUCCCCCUCAUCAAGAAAGCCCGGGGCAGGGUGGUCAACGUGGCCAGCGUGUUUGGCCGAAUCAGCCCAUUCGGCGGGCCUUACUGCGUGUCCAAGUACGGGGUGGAGUCCUUCAACGACAGCCUGCGUUUGAACAUGGCGCCGUUCGGGGUCAAAGUGGCGUGCAUUGAGCCGGGGUUCUUCAAAACCAGCGUGACUGACACAGAAAUGUUGAAGAAUAACUUGAAGAAGCUCUGGGACCGACUACCUCAGGACACAAAGGACGACUACGGGCCCACUUUCCUGGACACAUCUCUCGGGCAGUUGGACCAGAGGUUCCGGCAGCUGACCGACGGGGACCUGAUGAAGGUGGUCAGCUGUAUGGAGCACGCCGUGGCCGCCGUCCACCCGCGCUGCCGCUACUCCCCCGGAUGGGACGCCAAGUUUUUGUGGCUGCCCCUGUCGUACAUGCCCACCUGUGUGGCGGACAGACUCUUCCUGAAAAAUAGCCCCAAACCCAAAGGGUCAACAGAGGAUCCUGCAACACUUUUGAGUGAGGUGGUCCCCUCUCAUCUGGCCUUGGCCGGCGCCCUGCUGCUGGUCAUCCUCACCGCGGUCCGCUGGUCCAUCCUGGACUCGCGCCGGCUGGACAGCUUCGGACAGAGGCACGUGCUCAUCACGGGCUGCGACAGCGGCUUCGGGAACCUUCUGGCCAGACAGCUGGACGGGAAAGGCUUCCGGGUGAUCGCGGCGUGUCUGACGGAGAAGGGCGCGGCGGGGCUGGCGGGGGCGGCCUCCCCCCGGCUGAAGACCCUCCUGCUGGACGUGACGGACAGCGCGAGCGUGCGCAGCGCGGUGGAGCUCGUGCGCAAUGAGGUCGGGGAGCGAGGUCUGUGGGGGCUGGUGAACAAUGCUGGGAGGUCAAUACCCAUCGGCCCAACAGAAUGGAUGCAGUUAGAGGACUUCACAAAGGUUUUGGAUGUGAAUCUGAUAGGAGUCAUCGACGUGACUCUGCAGUUUUUGCCUCUUUUGAAGAAGGCCCAGGGCAGAGUGGUAAAUGUGGCCAGUAUUCUGGGGAGAUUGGCCCUCACUGGUGGAGGAUACUGUCUGUCCAAAUGGGGAGUGGAAGCAUUUUCUGACAGCCUGAGGCGGGACAUGCAGCACUUUGGUAUCAAAGUGAGCAUCGUUGAGCCUGGAUUCUUCAAGACAGCCGUGACCCGUGUGGAUCUUAUCGACACUGACCUAAAGAGGCUGUGGACACGCCUGCCUCAAGAUGUCAGGAGCUCUUAUGGAACAACAUACUAUGAUGACUAUGUCAAAAUGCAGGACUUUUCCAUGGGCAUUUUGUGCAGUCCAGAUAUCUCCAAAGUGACCUGGUGCAUGGAGCAUGCGCUGACUGCUCGUUUUCCACGGACACGCUACGGAGCUGGCUGGGACGCUAAGCUUUUCUGGAUACCUCUGUCUUACCUUCCUUCAUUCGUGUCAGACUUUGUAGUCAAUGUUCUGCUUCCAUCACCUAAAGAUGAAAGAAGCAUCUGA